This is a messenger RNA of Anguilla anguilla (European eel), 4769 nucleotides long. RefSeq names its product leucine-rich repeats and immunoglobulin-like domains 2 (gene lrig2). NCBI's taxonomy places the organism in Eukaryota, Metazoa, Chordata, Actinopteri, Anguilliformes, Anguillidae. The transcript is spliced from 18 exons. Bases 464 to 3652 code for a protein of 1062 amino acids. Gene Ontology annotation, molecular function: protein binding. The record is from RefSeq and is a predicted model, not a curated record.
GGUGCUUUUCUCAGGGUAUCCCGUGCCACCGAAGCAAGGCGCUUUUGUUUUUCCUGCGAAAAAAUGUCGGAAAAGACCAAACCAAAACAAAAAAUACACUCCAACAAGCGCUUCCAGUUUCUUCACAGCAAGAUAUCUGUAUAUUGAUAGUCCUCCUGGAUAUUUUUUAGACACGAUUUGCACCCCGAUGGUGUUUUUUAAUUGUUAGAUUGCUCGAUAGUUCUUGGGAGCAGCCGAGAUUGUAAGGCGGAACAGGAUUUUAUGGGAAAGGGUGAACUUGUGAGGAUGUUACUUUGGCAAUGGAAGAACGAAUACGGAUUGGAAAUGACGCCGAUAUUUUCUAUAAUUAGCUCUAAUCUGGGACCUUAACUGGUCAUAGCCAUAUUUGCAAGGUGAAAACGGGUGUUGCUGGAAACGUAUCUUCCAGAAUUGCUCCAAAGUGUUGACAGGGUUGGAAUUGAAAAUGGCGGCCGGGCGGCCCACCCCCCCGGCGUUGCUCCUGCUGGUCCUGAGCGUCGUAGGUCUGGACUCCUGCCCGACUCCGUGCUCCUGUCCCGGCCCCACCAACAAAGCUCACCUGCUGGACUGCAGCCGGAAAAGGUUGUCGGCAGUCCCGGGGAACCCGCCUGCGUGGAUCACCCAGCUAAAUAUGAAUAACAAUGAAUUCACCUCGAUUCCAUUCCUGGGAGAUGUGACUUAUAACAUCACCACUCUGUCACUAGUCCACAACCGCAUUUCAGAACUGGUGACCCAGCAGCUGCAGUCCUAUGUCUCACUGGAGUCGCUAGAUCUCAGCUCCAACUCCAUCUCUGAGCUGAAGGCUGGGGCCUUUCCUCCCAUGCAGCUUAAGUACCUGAAUUUAAGCAAUAAUAAGAUCAGUAACCUGGAACCUGGCUGCCUUGACAAUGUGUCCCACUCCCUGCUGGUCCUGAAGCUGAAUAGAAACAGGAUCUCUGCACUACCCCAGAAAGGCUUCAGGCUCUCUCAGUUGCACUUCCUGGAGCUGAAGCGGAACAGGAUAAAGACCGUGGAGAGUUUGACCUUCAAAGGGCUGGACUCGCUGAAGUCGCUGAAGAUGCAGAGGAACGGCAUCACCAAGCUGAUGGACGGGGCCUUCUUCGGCCUCGGUGGCAUGGAGGAGCUGGAGCUGGAGCACAAUAACCUGACGGAGGUGACGAAGGGCUGGCUGUACGGCCUGCGGGGCCUACGCUCGCUCCGCCUGGCGCACAACGCGAUCAGCAGCAUCCGCCCGGACGCCUGGGAGUUCUGCCAGCGCCUGGAGGACCUUGAUCUGUCUCAGAACCAGCUGAGUCGGUUGGAGGAGAAGGCCUUUGCUGGGCUGGGCCUGCUGGAGAAGCUCAACCUGGGGGAGAACGCCAUCAGUCACCUGGGGGAGGGAGUGUUCAGCACGCUGGCCAACCUGCGCACGCUAGAUAUACGAAAUAAUGAGAUCUCCUGGGCUAUUGAAGACUCCAUCGGGGUGUUUGAUGGAAUGAAGAAGCUGAACACACUGGUUCUGCAGAGAAACGGUAUCAAAUCCAUCACCAGGAAGGCCUUCGAUGGGCUGGAGGCCCUGGAGCACCUGGACUUGAGUAAGAAUGGGAUCAUGUCCGUGCACCCCGAGGCUUUCUCCCACAUGAAGCUGAAGACCCUGCUGCUGAACUCCAGCAGUCUGCUGUGUGACUGCCAGCUGCAGUGGAUGGGCGGAUGGCUGACCGCCAGCGGCUUCCAGCACUCGGUCGCGGCCGUCUGUGCCCACCCGGCCAGCCUGCUGGGCCGCCCCGUCCUGUCUGUGAGCCCGGACCUGUUCGUCUGUGAUGACUUUCCAAAGCCCCGGAUCGCGGAGCACCCGGAGACGAUGGUGGCGCUGAGGGGGACCAACGUGACCCUGAGUUGCCGGGCGACGAGCAGCAGCGACUCCUCCAUGAGCACGGCCUGGCGCAAGGACGGGGAGCUGCUCUACGAUGCCCAGGUGCAGAACUUCGCCCGCUACCAGCAGGGGGAGCUGGUGUACACCACCGUACUGCACCUGCUCAACGUCAACUUCACCGAUGAAGGCCGCUACCAGUGCGUGGUCACCAAUCACUUCGGCUCCAACUACUCCAGUUGGGCCAAGCUCACUGUCAACGAGCUGCCGUCCUUCCUGAAGACGCCGAUGGACCUGACCAUCCGCACAGGCACCAUGGCGCGGCUGGAGUGUGCGGCUGAGGGCCAUCCUGCGCCCCAGAUCGCCUGGCAGAAGGACGGGGGCACAGACUUCCCCGCUGCCCGCGAGCGCCGCAUGCACGUCAUGCCCGAUGAUGACAUCUUCUUCAUCGCCAACGUGAAGACCGAGGACAUGGGCGUGUACAGCUGCACUGCCCAGAACGCGGCCGGCAGCCUCUCGGCUAACGCCACACUCACUGUGCUGGAAACGCCGUCCUUCCUGCGCCCCCUGGAGGACCGCACAGUGGCGCGCGGCGAGACGGCGGUCCUGCAGUGCAUCGCGGGCGGAAGCCCCGCCCCCCGCCUCAACUGGACCAAGGACGACGGGCCGCUGGUCCUGACCGAGCGCCACUUCUUUGCCGCCGCCAACCAGCUGCUGAUCAUCGUGGACGCGGGUCCCGCCGACGUGGGCAAGUACACCUGCAGCAUGUCCAACACGCUGGGCACCGAGCGCGGGCACGUCUACCUCAGCCUGUCCCCCGCCCCCAACUGCGACCCGCCCGCCGCCUACACGCAGGACGGCUGGACCACCGCCGGCAUCGUCAUCAUCGUGGUGGUGUGCUGCGUGGUGGGGACCUCGCUCGUAUGGGUCAUCGUCAUCUACCACAUGAGGAGGCGGAGUGAAGACUACAGCAUCACGCACACAGAUGAGAUGAACCUGCCAGCGGACAUCCCCAGCUACCUCUCCUCCCAGGGCACGCUGUCUGAGCCCCAGGACGGCUUCAGCGGCUCUGAGGCGGGCAGCCACCAGCAGCUCAUGCCCCCGCUGCCCAACGGCUGUGCCCACAAGGGCCCCGACGGUGUGUGCUACGGGGACACGGCGGGUGGUGAGGCAGAUUCGGAGGGGAGUGGGGUUCUGCAGGCCCGUGUGGGGUCCCUGUUCCCCCGGCACAGCAGCUUGCACCCUGCAGACCCUCGGGACGGGCUGUCCGGGCCCCCCGCGGGUGGUGCCGGCUCGUUGGUGAUCUGUUCAGAUUGCUAUGACAACGCUAACAUCUACUCGCGCACGCGGGAGUACUGUCCGUACGCCUACCUGGCGGAAGACGACGCGCUGGAAAAAGGUGCGGCUGGCGAGGGGGCCCUGGGGCCGGAGCCAACGCGGGACGGCCUCCUCCACAGCCAGGACCCCCCCGCCAUCUUCCGCAGCCAGGACCCCCCCGCCAUCUUCCACAGCCAGGACCCCCCCGCCAUGUUCUGCUCCAGCGGCCACGGCGAUGUCCCUCGGUCGUUUUGGGGGGACAGCCCUUCCUCUCUGGGGGGGGGACCCCAGGGACGUUCUCGGCUGGCGGUCAGCGUUCAUGAGGAGCCCCGACUCGGUGGGGGGGGGCGGCGCAGCGAUGCGGAGGGUGUCCCGGACAGAGAGGCCCUUCCUGGCCCCCGCACACAGGACCACUGCACUGCCUCCAACAGGACUAACCCCCCCCAGGAGCACAGGGGUCCCACAUAGAGCCCCCCCUUACCACCUCCUCCUGACCUUCCCUCUGUCACUGCAUCUACACACACACACUCACAUACACACACACACACUCACAUACCCUCUCACACACACAAACACUCACACACACACACACCCUCUCAUGCUCACACACACUCAAAUACGCUCUCUCACACACACACUCACAUACCCUCUCACAGGCACACACACACACACACACACACAGGGACAGAGGGAUGUCUUGCUAUCUGCAGUUUUCUAUGUUUACAUUCCCCCAGUGACCUUCGUCUCCUUUUUUAAACUCUACUCUAAGCUGGAAAAACAGCGACUGGACAGGUAGUCUUCAGUCCAACACCCUGCAGCCAUGCCUGGGCGGGGCAGCGGGUGGGGCAGUGGCAGGGCUGUGGGCGGGGCAGUGGCGGGGCUGUGGGCGGGGCAUGGUGAUGACUGUGUUUCUGGAGGAGUAGUUUCAGAGCCUUCGCACUGCAGGACUCUUCUCUGCAGCCCCACUGUUCCACGCAGGACACCUGCCUUCAUCUUCAUCUUCUUCCUCUGGCCUUCCACUAAAGGUACUAGGAGACAACCCGUCCCCUUCCUUUCAAAAUGGGGUCUUGGAGGAGCCCCAAGCCUCAAAAGACUCUUAGGGGAGAUUAAGAAAGCUCUGGACCUGUUGCUUUCAUGGUACAGGGUUCGGGGGCGUGGUCUAUCGCCUGUCAAUCAUCCGUUUCUACAUCCAGUCAUUGUUACCUGUUGGCCAGCUCGCCCCCUAAAGCCCGCCUCCAGCAGUGACCCUCCCACUGUGCUGGCCUCCAAUCAUAUUCCUUUAGCGGCCUUCUAAACUGCUGGGCUUUUUUGUUGGUGUAUACAUGCGUGUGCGUGUGUACACGCAAAGGCAUGAGUCAUAUUGUAUUUUUUUAAAGAAAGCAUAUCAGGCAAGCUAAAGAAAUGUUAUAUUGCACAUUUUACAGUUGUGGUGUUGUUGACAGUUUGUUCGGAGUUGUCAAACCUGUGUGUUUGUGUAUGUCUGUGUGUAUAUUAGCACAUGGUUCUGAAUCAGUGUGUGUGUGUGCGCAUGUGCUUGUGUGUGCUUGUGCGUGCUUGUGCGUGCUUGUGUGUGUGUGUGCGCGCG